CCUCCGUAACGCCGCUGGCGUAGGGACUGGAGCAGGGUCGUGCCAGGCCCCCUCCGGGCGCGCCAUCCCAGGCCUGUUUUGCCCUGCUUUGCCCUGCUCCGGCUGGCCCGGCGUCGGCGCUCUUCGGGUUAGAGUAAGAGCUCACGGCCCCGCCCUCCGUCCGCCAUUUCUCCGCUUCCAGCUUGGUCCCAGGAGGGGUACGCAAUAUCAACAAGGCGAGCGACGAGCGGGAGCCCGAUCCGCCGACAUUAAACCGUCCUCCGGUGAAAAUAAUGCGGACAGGAGCGGGAAUAAAUCCCGGGAAGGCACUGCCAGGUUAAUAAGUGACAGAUCACGGAGAGGGAUCCUUAUCUGUACUAUCCGCUCGCUUGUUUUGCGAAGGCGCAUUGCAGGCCGCCAUUUUUGAUCACUUCUUUUUUAAAGUCUGUAAGUGUACGGGAACAAAGCUGGUGUUACAUUUGUACCGCGGUUACGACGGUGUAACUCGGGUCCACCGCUGUGAGUAGCUGGGGAGCAAUGCGACACUGGGAUCGCUUGGCCGGAGUAGUCUUUCUCCUAACGGGCUGCCCGGUUAACUGUACUCGGCUAGCCAGCUAGUUUUACGGGUUGCAUUUUUUUGUUUUGUAACAGCGCGUUUAUGGGCGGCCCGUUAUGCUUUAGUUAGUCUCUAAAUAAGCCGCGAAGGUCCGCCGGGAAACUGAGCCCGGAGUCCCCGUUAGUGUGAAAGCUGCCGCUCGCUCGUCGUCUGGCUGGACGGCGGGGGUAGCUGGCCGGACCGCGCGGUUCGAGGCGGGCUCAGGGUAUUGCUAAGUGCGAACCACCCUAAAAAUAAAGGGUCGAAUUAUAUUUUUGGAAGGAAAUUAGAGGGAAACUGAUCUGCGGUUCGCUGAUCUGCUGCUCAUUCUGUUGGACUGCGGGCUGCAGCGAGCUCCGGUGCAUCGCCGCUCAUAUCCCGUCACGGUUUUUUGACUUUAUUUAUUUGGGUUCGGUAUACAUACAUAAAAAUAUAUAUAUAUAGGAAGUUUGCGUGCUGCGUUUGCGAAGCAUGUCAUCCGCGCGCUUCGACUCUUCGGACCGGUCCAGUUGGUACUUCGGUCCCGUCUCGCGCCAGGAGGCGCAAAGCCGGCUGCAGGGACAGAGACACGGCGUCUUCUUGGUCCGGGACUCCUCCACCUGCCCUGGCGAUUACGUGCUAUCGGUGUCGGAGAACUCCAAAGUUUCUCACUACAUUAUAAACUCGCUGCCCACCAAGAGGUUUAAGAUCGGCGACCAGGAGUUCGACAGUCUGCCCGCCCUGCUGGACUUCUACAAGAUCCAUUACCUGGACACGACAACGCUCAUAGAGCCGGCUGCCAGGUAUGUUAACCCCGCAGUGAGCAGUAGCCCAGCGAUGCCGCUGACUGGCUUGGAUGAGAACCUGGAGUAUGUGCGGACUCUGUACGACUUCAUGGGCAACGACGCCGAGGACUUGCCCUUCCGGAAGGGCGAGAUCCUAGUAAUCUUGGACAAGCCGGAGGAGCAGUGGUGGAGCGCCCGGAACAAAGAGGGCCGUGUGGGCAUGAUCCCUGUGCCCUACGUGGAGAGGCUGGUGCGCUCCAGUGCUCACCCAGGCACCCUGCCCCAUGGCAGCCGUAAUUCCAACAGCUAUGGGUUCCCCGAGCCAGCCCACGCGUACGCACAGCCCCAGACGCCCUCACCCCUGCCGGCCGGGCCCGGUCCCCUGCCCUCCACGCAGAACGGCCCCGUCAUGGCCAAGGCCAUCCAGAAAAGAGUGCCCUGUGCCUACGACAGGACUGCCCUGGCGCUAGAGGUGGGGGACGUGGUCAAAGUGACCCGGAUGAACAUUAGCGGCCAGUGGGAAGGCGAGGUCAAUGGCCGCAAAGGGCUCUUCCCCUUCACCCAUGUGAAAAUAAUCGACCCACAGAAUCCGGACGAGAACGAAUGAGACGGCGCCCCGUGCCCUCCCGACUCCCUCCGCCAUCGGCCGUGGCGUGCCGUACCGCUGUGGGGAACGCAGCUGUUUACAUGACGUUCAUGGAAAUCAGUGUUCGCUAGCCGCUGCUCCCAAGCUCUGCUCCUCAAAACAGCCGUUUACCUGUUGCCUAGCCACAGGUUCACCCACCCACCAAACCCCCCCACUUUCACCAGUAUCAGGUGAAGUGUGCACUGUUGCUCUGGUGCAAUGUUUGGUAUGCUAUUUUUUUUCUUCCUUCAAGCUGCCUGAGCUUUUGCAGGUAAGAUUACAAGUCUGGCUUCGCUAGUCAACCAGGGAAGCUUUUAAACAGUGAAAGUUAAAAAAGAGAAAAGGAAAAACUCGAAAUAAAGCAACGGUCCCAUGGUCUCGUGCAGCACCGGUGACGCUAAAGCACGUGAGAGCGCGUAUGUGGGCACGUGAUGCAGGUGAUGGUUUUUAUAUCUUUGCGGACACAUCCUUGGGUUUGAAUGAGGAGGACUCAUCCCAAGUGUGGCGUUGAUGGAGUCGCAACUGGGGGGAUGUUGUAGGUUCAAUGGAGACCCUUCUGCCCGGACUGAAAAUGCUGAAACUGGGAAAACACGGAAAUUAUGAAACCGCAGAAACCCAGCUCACGAACUUUAAUCCCCCACCCCAGACUACAUCGCCUUAUACCUAGUUGCGCGAAUAUUCACACCAACUGGACGUUACUGCUUUCAUAAGGCCGCUGGUUGCAGUAAAAGCAGAACUAGUGGCAUUUAGCACGGAACUAGUUGUAAAGCAUUUCCUACUCGGUGACGUUUUUUUCUUUCUGCUGCCAGUUUGGUUUUAGUAGUGAAAGGAUGACUUGAAACAGUCCAGUUGGUUUAAAUCGCGCGGGGGAAUAAACGUUAAGAUGCGCCGUAUUCGCGGCUGUUUAUGCAUUGCUUCGGGUUAAAGCAGACGUGUCAGCCUCCCCUUCUGCCUAAAACCCCUGCUUGUUUUAAGAUUUACGUGUUCAUACCAGAUAUAAACCCGCAACAAUGUGGGGGCGACUUGCUGUGAAAAUAUGAAUAUCUUUAAAGGCAGACUGCCGGAGCGCUGAAAUCUAAUUCGGGUUUUGACCUGAUAUGAACAGUAAACAGGCGUCAUGUCCCAUCUGACUGAAGUCGUUUUUGUAGGCUGUCACGUUAUGCUCUUCAUGAUAAAAAAAAAAUACGACCUGUGCCAUCAAUCUCCCGAGCUUUCCCCCUAUUUUCCCGCUAGAUCCUUACUGCAGGAUGCGAUGCCCCAUCCUUAACCCGCUAGCUUCUUGUAUCGUGCACUAAACUAACGGCGACGAACCCGCAGGAGCCUCAGCCCGAGGAUACCGCUUUUAAUUCUGAAAAAAAUGGAGAUCGCCUGCAAGUGGCUGGCUUGCAUGAUGCUCUGACCCGCUUUUUAAAACCAAGCUACGCGUUCCAUCUGCCGGGAAUCGCCUUAUCAUUACUUGUGCAGUUCCUCAUCUCUUUAGUCCUUCGGAUCAAGCAAUAUUACAGUUUCUAGUUUUUAAAAAAAUAGGUAUUUUAAUUUCUUUUAAAAACAUUGAGGAUUGAACUAUAUGCCUUUUGACAUUAACAGUAUUACUGUGCUUUUUGUUUAUAUUUUAUUAAAAAAAACUAAAUUGUGCCUUUUAUUUUCUUACAUUUACAUGCAUCACAUGGUUGGUAACGUGUGUGUGUAAACUCAUGUACAGUGCAAGUAAAUAAAAGUGUUAACUUGUA
Paramormyrops kingsleyae is the source of this 3693-nucleotide messenger RNA. RefSeq names its product crk-like protein. Gene Ontology annotation, cellular component: cytoplasm. Gene Ontology annotation, molecular function: receptor tyrosine kinase binding; signaling adaptor activity. The record is from RefSeq and is a predicted model, not a curated record. NCBI's taxonomy places the organism in Eukaryota, Metazoa, Chordata, Actinopteri, Osteoglossiformes, Mormyridae. Gene Ontology annotation, biological process: cell migration; positive regulation of ERK1 and ERK2 cascade; enzyme-linked receptor protein signaling pathway.